AGGCGGGGACAGCGGGCGCCCGUCUUUGCCCUCUGCGCCUGCGCAGUGUCCGACAGGCAGCGGCCGUUUGUCGUAUCCGGGUCAGCGCCGCGGCAGUUGGGCGAUGGCGACGAUAGCGGAGCUGAAAGCAGUUUUAAAGGACACACUGGAAAAAAGAGGAGCCUUGGGGCAAAUAAAAGCGAGGAUCAGAGCUGAGGUGUUCAAUGCGUUGGAUGACCAGAGCGAACCGCGGCCGCCGCUGUCUCACGAGAACCUCCUGAUCAAUGAGCUGAUCCGUGAAUACCUGGAAUUCAACAAGUACAAAUACGCAGCGUCUGUGCUCACUGCAGAAGCUGGCCAGCCUGAAGUGCCCUUGGAUAGACAGUUUCUUGUCAAGGAGCUGAACAUCAUUGAAGAUGCAAAUGGAAAAUCAGUACCUCUCUUAUAUGGAAUUAUAUCGCAUUUCUUACACCAUGGUGAAGAAGAAAGUACCCAGAGUACUCUUCCAAAGGUGUCUUUGCUGAGUUAUCCAAGGCAGAACCUUGCCAAACCAUCUACUGAGAGGAAUCAAACAGAUAGAAUUCCAGAACCAGGAAGGAUGGCUGGCACGAGCAUUGAAGAGCCUCUUGUUCUGCAAAGCACGAAGAGAUGAUGUGAUGAUGUCUUUUAUAUGUUCACUUACCCUGCAAAGCUCUUGGAGAGUUAAUUUAUGAAAUUCUUCAUUAUGUAAAUUUUUCCAUUGUGUCCAGUGGGACCACUUCCAUUUGUUAGAGCUCCCCACAAGACAGGAA
This is a messenger RNA of Lagopus muta (rock ptarmigan), 770 nucleotides long. RefSeq names its product centrosomal protein 20 (gene CEP20). Gene Ontology annotation, molecular function: protein binding. The record is from RefSeq and is a predicted model, not a curated record. The transcript is spliced from 5 exons. Gene Ontology annotation, cellular component: motile cilium; centrosome; ciliary basal body. Lineage: Eukaryota; Metazoa; Chordata; Aves; Galliformes; Phasianidae. Bases 104 to 631 code for a protein of 175 amino acids. Gene Ontology annotation, biological process: microtubule anchoring; cilium assembly.